AGCAAGCCAUUCCGGCCCCCUUUAUUUCGCUUCUUCCCCCACAGUAAUCAGUAGAAAGUUGAAUUCCAUCAGCUGCUCUCUCAUUCUCGCUCUCAUUGUCGCUCUUUACACAUACCGGAAUUCGUGUGUAUAUAUAUGUACAUAUAGCAGUCCAUGAAAUUGGAGGAGAACUCUAACUCGGAGAAUCCUUCUCACUCCACCUUGUUCACUUGUUGCUCUCCCCUUCACUUUUAUGGCUAAUAAUCCCACUGACGGCCCCUCCGACGACUUCCUUGAGCAAAUCCUAGGGUUUCCUGCCUAUGCCGGAGCUGCAGCCCCAACCGACCCCAACUUGGCUCCCGGGAAUGACGCCCAUGCCUUGCCGCCUCCCAUGAUGCUCCAGCUCAGCUCCGGCGACGCCUCCUCUCACCUCGCCAGUGUCGGCCUCGGCGUUGGAGUUGGACUCGGUGUUGGCACUGGUGGUACCUUUCACGGGGGUAAUUUUCCUUUAGGGCUGAGUUUGGAGCAAGGCAAGGCGGGAGGGUUUGUGAAGAUGGAAGAAGCCUCCGGGAGCGGGAAGAGGUUCCGAGACGACGUCGUUGAUGGCAGACCUGCUGCUUCUUCCGUCAGACCUGGUUUCCAUGGACAGCCAUUGCCAACGACAGUUCCUGUAGUUCCACAUCCACCUGCAAUUCGACCAAGGGUGCGGGCAAGGCGAGGUCAGGCUACAGAUCCUCACAGUAUAGCUGAGAGGCUACGCAGAGAAAGAAUAGCAGAAAGAAUUAGAGCUUUGCAAGAAUUGGUUCCCAGUGUCAAUAAGACUGACAGGGCCGCAAUGCUUGAUGAAAUUGUAGAUUAUGUGAAGUUCCUGAGACUUCAGGUGAAGGUGUUGAGCAUGAGUAGAUUGGGGGGAGCUGGCGCAGUGGCACCACUUGUGACGGAUAUUCCAAUAUCAUCAGUUGAGGAAGAGAGCGGCGAAGGUGGAAGACCCCAGCCGGCCUGGGACAAGUGGUCAAAUGAUGGUACUGAACGUCAGGUAGCAAAACUCAUGGAAGAAAAUGUUGGGGCAGCUAUGCAGUUUCUUCAAUCCAAGGCACUCUGUAUAAUGCCUAUAUCUCUUGCUUCAGCUAUAUACCACACGCAACCACCAGAUGCCUCCAACCUUAUCAAGCCUGAAACAAAUCCUCCUCCGUAGGCCUCAUCAAUGUCAUAACAUCCCAGUCCCAAAAAACAAAGUUUGCUGUGGCCAAUUGAUUCCCCGUCCGUAAGAUCAGACUUUAUGAAAAUCAACUUUUGCUUCCUUUAAUUGAAAUCUAUGUCAGAUGCCAUGAUCCCACCUUUUGCCUUAUUGUAGCUUUAUUCUGGAGAAGGUCUGGUGUUAUUUGUAGAGUAAUAGGAACGCACCCCUAGUGUCUUGCUAGAUUCAUGUAGUGAAGAAAUUGUCAAAGUUCUCUUGAUAUGCUGUGCUUUUUUGUAUCAAUGAUGUGACCUGGAAGUAGUGGUGGAUGAUGGAAGCACAUUUAUAGUGGGGACUCUCAUUUUGAUGGUGGAUGUUGGGACCCUUCAAAGGCGUGAUGCACAUAUAUUUAUGUACUAAUGUAAUUAGAUUUCAGCACAAAUGGCAUUUCGAGUUAGAAUGGAUAAUGCUCGUUUGUCCCAGAAAGCUGGAUUUGUAGUCCAACCAAAAUUAUUAGUGGCGUGGGUGGGUUGGUUCAUGAAAGUGGUUUUGACUUC
Coffea arabica (coffee) is the source of this 1713-nucleotide messenger RNA. Its product is annotated as transcription factor UNE12. Gene Ontology annotation, molecular function: RNA polymerase II cis-regulatory region sequence-specific DNA binding; DNA-binding transcription factor activity, RNA polymerase II-specific; protein dimerization activity. Gene Ontology annotation, cellular component: nucleus. Lineage: Eukaryota; Viridiplantae; Streptophyta; Magnoliopsida; Gentianales; Rubiaceae. Gene Ontology annotation, biological process: regulation of transcription by RNA polymerase II. The record is from RefSeq and is a predicted model, not a curated record.